This is a messenger RNA of Homarus americanus (American lobster), 1979 nucleotides long. Its product is annotated as alkaline phosphatase-like. The transcript has 12 exons. Gene Ontology annotation, molecular function: alkaline phosphatase activity. Gene Ontology annotation, biological process: dephosphorylation. The coding region runs from base 185 to 1753 and encodes 522 amino acids. NCBI's taxonomy places the organism in Eukaryota, Metazoa, Arthropoda, Malacostraca, Decapoda, Nephropidae. The record is from RefSeq and is a predicted model, not a curated record.
AGUGAGUCCAGUUGUUUGUUGGUGAGGUUCACCACGUGGUGUGCCCAGUGCGUGUGUCAGCGUGCCUACAGGACACACCUCCUUGUAGCCUCCUCAGUCCACCUAUUCACGAAGCCUUCUACAGAUCUACUAAGGAACAAGUCCUCAUCAGCAGUGUGAAUAGAGCAUUUACAGAAACUGCAUAAUGAGAGAGGCGAGAUUAAAACUGAUAACACCCCUUUCCCUACACCUGCUGCUAUUGUUGGGGACAUGUACAAAGGCUAAGGUCUUUCCUGUACCUAACAAAGAAGGCCCAGACUACUGGAAUCACCUAGGGUGGUCUGACCUUCAGGAUGCUUUAGCUACUGCUACCUCUCACAAUUGGAAUAUUGCCAAAAAUGUGGUGCUCUUCUUGGGAGAUGGUAUGGGCAUUGUGGUAUCAACAGCAGCCAGAGUUUAUAAAGAACAAAAGCGUCAAGGAAAUUCUGGAGAGGAAGGUUACCUGGCAUGGGAGCGAUUUCCACACACAUCUCUUAUGAAAACUUAUACACUCGACCAGCAAAUCCCAGAUAGUGCGGCAACAGCCACAGCAUUCUUCUCAGGCAUAAAGGCCAAUCAAUAUACUCUGGGAGUGGACAACACUGUCUUCAGAAAUGAUUGUAUGGCAUCACUUAAUCCUACAACCUGGCAACCAUCUAUAAUGGAUUGGGCACAGAAGGCUGGAAAACAUACAGGCUUCGUAACAACAACUCGGUUAACACACGCUACACCUGCUGCCCUUUAUGCUCACAGUCCCAACCGCGACUGGGAGUGUGAUGCAAAACUUGGAAGAUUUGGUCAUGGCUGUAGGGAUAUCGCUAAGCAACUUGUUGAAGAUGCUCCAGGAAGAGAUGUGAAGGUAAUGCUCGGUGGGGGUAAAUUUCCCUUUGGAGCAUCAACUGGGAUAGCUGAUAAAAAAAAUUGCCUAAGAGUUGACAAUCGUAACCUAACACACGAAUGGCUAAUUCAGAAGAGAGCUCAUGGACACAAAACUGAAUAUGUGCAAAAUACACAACAACUUCUUACCGUCGAUACUUCAAAAACAGACCACUUAAUAGGACUGUUCUCCGACUCUCACAUGGACUAUGAAAUUGAUCGUAACAGGGGGCCUUCAGGGCAGCCCAGUCUUGCCAACAUGACUUCUGUGGCCAUCAAGAUGCUUUCAAAAAGCAGAAAAAAAGGCUUCUUCUUAAUGGUGGAGGGUGGCAGAAUUGAUCAUGCCAUGCAUAUCACAGAACCCCUGCGUGCUUUUGAAGAAAUCCUAGCUUUCGAGGAUGCUAUCACAACGGCCCUAUCAAUGCUGGAUCUCAGUGAAACACUUGUUAUUGUUACUGCUGAUCACUCGCAUGUUAUGACCAUUAACGGAUAUGUCAAGAGAGGGAACGACAUUCUAGGAGUAUCUGAUAAACCUUCUGAAAUUGACAACAUGCCCUUCACUACUCUUAUGUUCACGAAUGGCCUUGGUUAUGAUUAUUACUGGAAUGGUACAAAGGUUACAAGACCAGAUGUGAGAGAGAAAAGCACUACUAAGCAUGGUUAUAAACCCCUGUCAGCUGUUCCUAUGUUAUAUGAGACCCAUUCUGGAGAAGAUGUUGCUGCCUAUGCUAUUGGACCGAUGUCUCACCUGUUCCACAGAAUGCAUGAACAGAGCUAUAUCGCCCAUGUGAUGGGUUUUGCUGCCUGUGUUGGUCCAUAUAAAAAAAAUUGUGCAAGACCAGAGCAUUCUAUUCCAUGAUUUACCUCAUGAUAAUAUCAAAACUGUGUUCUCCUGACAUAUCCUCACAAUGACCUGUUGUAGUAUUGCUACAUGAUGUAUAAAGCAUAAACUUUUGUACAUUUCCAUUGCAUCAGUAUGUUCUGCAUAGAGCCAUUUUUUGUGUAACCAUAUACAGGUACUCCCCGACUUACGACGGGGUUAGGGACCGACAUCCAGGUUGUAAGUCGAAAUGGUUGUCAGUCGG